Molecule: messenger RNA, 957 nt
Organism: Neltuma alba
Lineage: Eukaryota; Viridiplantae; Streptophyta; Magnoliopsida; Fabales; Fabaceae
Product: axial regulator YABBY 5
Exons: 7
Coding region: 189-704 (171 amino acids)
Biological process (GO): multicellular organism development; cell fate commitment
Cellular component (GO): nucleus
Source: RefSeq, a predicted model, not a curated record
CUGUACAUAUAUAGCCCGGUAUCUGAGGGGUCCUGAAAGAGAAUAAACCGGGUUAAGCUUUUGCUUUCGGCAAAUUGUUGAGAGCUACAUCUAUUAGCUUUCUUCUUCUUCUUCUUUCCUUGGUUUGAUCUCAAUCAAUUUUCGUCUUUCCUUCUUCUCUGAGUCAAUUAACAAGGUUUAGCAGAGACAUGUCGAGCAGCAACGUGGACGUUGGUUCUGAGCAACUAUGCUAUAUCCCCUGCAAAUUUUGCAACAUUGUUCUUGCGGUUAGUGUUCCGUGCAGCAAUCUUUGUGACAUCGUGACCGUCCGAUGUGGUCACUGCUCCAAUCUAUGGUCCGUGAACAUGGCAGCCGCAUUUCAGUCACUGUCAUGGCAAGAAGUUCAGGCUUCUGGGUUAUCCAAUCCAGAGUAUAGAAUCGAGACUGGUUCGUCUUCCAGAAGCAACAAUAGGGUUCCCAUGCGAACCCCUACCACACGUAUUGCAACUGAGGCUGUGACCCCUAGGCCUCCCGAGAAGAGGCAGCGCGUACCUUCUGCGUACAAUCAGUUCAUAAAAGAAGAGAUUCAGAGGAUCAAAGUCAAUAACCCAGAUAUCAGUCACAGGGAAGCAUUCAGCACUGCUGCGAAGAAUUGGGCACAUUUCCCUCACAUUCAUUUCGGGUUGAUGCUGGAGGCCAAUAAUCAGGCUAGGAUUGGGAAUUGAUGCGCUCAGGAAAUGCGAGGAAGCAUUUAACGUCAAGGGCUAUGGAUUACAUAUUUGAACAAAGAGUGGUUCUAAUCUUCAUCAUUUGAGUCUGUCAAACAAACAAUGUUCUAACUUUGGUUGUGUUUAAAAGGGCAGUUAGUUAUUUUUCUUCGUCAAUAUACUUGUACUGUAAUCCCUUAGUACUAGGUCGAUCGGUUUAAUGUCUUGGCAUAAAUUGAAGUAAUUAAUGAUGCUGCUUUUUCAUUUUCAA